AUGGACUGGCUUCAAGUCCAUGAUGCAACAGGACUUGGGUCUCUCGCACUCGCAGCCAGAAGCCGCUAUCACAUGACGUUCUGGUAUAAAGAUUUCGCGCCUUACGCCUCCGAGGAGGAGUUCUGGGAGUGCAAGAAGAAGGCCAUGGAGGUGAUCUUAGAGACACUCGGGAAUCAUUGUGAAAGAGAAGAAGAUAAGUAUGGGUGUAAGAUAAUUCACAGGGCCGGAGCCCAUGGCAUGGGAAAUGACAAACAAUCUGAGAAGAACCAAAUGAUGAGUCAAAAUCCGAAAUUUGCCAGAGAGCUUGACAUGGCCCUCGCCGAGGCUGCAACUGCGGACGGGCACUCUAUCGAACUGAUGGACUUCCUAUUCGGGUGCGGAGCAACUGUGACCUGCGAACUCACGCCGCAACUUGCCGGCCAUGCCUGGCAUAAUGCCCUGAACGAGGAAGUUCCGGCUCUUUUCGAGGCCAAGGUGGAUCUGCUCCUACGUCAUGGCGUCGACCCCACGAGUGUUUGGACCUGGGAGGGCAUGCGGACACCGAUACAAUUUUUCCUCCGCAAGUUAUACCGAAAUUUUCAAUACUUUGAGGAACCUAGCGCCUUCACGAACAAGGUCUUUGGUUAUAUGGAAUACCUAGAGUCGCGUGGCUGCCUACGCUGGCCACGAUCCACUCUCAGAUCCUUUGUGCUCAGCGUCGGAACUGUUCAGAUCAACUGCAUCAUCGACUAUCCUCGAGUGGAGGAGCACGAUAAUAUGAGUACCUCCAGUUUCGUUGACGAUGCCACAGAUGGCAGGCGUGAGCUUGAGCUCAUAUUUGAAGAGCCGGACCAAUCCCUGCUACCACUCCGAGUGGCUCUAUCGAAUCAAAUUGCGCUCAAGCACUUCCGGGAUCUGGUGAUCCUGCCGUCACCCACAUUCAGAGAGUGGGUUGACAAGGAGUCAAUGUCCAAUGCUAUUCAAGAUCUCAAUAGAAUGUUUAGGACUUUUUCGGUCUCGUCACCUAGUGUGGACAUCAUUCGUGCUGCAGAGGACCAGCUCAACGAGAAUCAUCCUAGAUCCGAGGAUGAAAGCAGCAGUUAG
Molecule: messenger RNA, 1083 nt
Organism: Colletotrichum acutatum
Lineage: Eukaryota; Fungi; Ascomycota; Sordariomycetes; Glomerellales; Glomerellaceae
Exons: 1
Coding region: 1-1083 (360 amino acids)
Source: RefSeq, a predicted model, not a curated record